CCUUGAAACGAAAUCCAAACACGCCGUAAAGAAACCCUGAAUAAACCUCUAUUUCGUUUUCAAUCCACCACCCCCAGGCUCUGUUUACGGAAAAUGACGUCAGCGGAAGGAAGCCUCGGAAAAGAGCUGGAACAUACGCCGAACGGUGCCGUAGUUGUCAAUGACGUCAAGGAAGACGAUGAAGAUGAUGUUCCAAUGCUAAGCUCUCAAGCUCUGGAGGCGCUCAAGGAGUUCCUCACCGAACAGAACCGGGAGCUUGAAGCGGCGGAUGAUGUCGAGGAGGUGGCCCUGGUGGCGGAGGACUGGCGGCUCAGCCAGUUCUGGUACGAUCGUCGUACAGCCGAAACUAUCGCAUACGAGGUCGCGACUCUCUGUCAAACGCUCCCUUCUCCUCGCGUUUCGUGCAUUGCUUGCCCCACUCUGUAUGCCUAUCUCAAGAAAAUUGUUCCAGAAGUGCCAGCCCAGCUUCUUGAGUAUGAUAAAAGGUUUGAGCAAUAUGGGACUGACUUCACACUCUAUGACUACAACCAACCUGAGGAUAUCCCAUCUUCGCUGAAGCACUCAUUUCCAAUUGUAGUUGCUGAUCCUCCCUACCUGAGCAAGGAGUGCUUGGAGAAAGUUGCUGAAACAAUUAGAUAUUUAUCCAUGCCAGGAGAAUCUUACCUACUAUUACUCACAGGUGAGGUGCAAAAGGAUUUGGCUGCAAAGCUUUUAGGCUUGCACCCAUGUGGUUUUCGACCUCAGCACUCGAGCAAACUUGGCAAUGAGUUUCGGCUUUUUACCAGCUAUGAUCCUGGGGCAAGGCUCAAUGGGUGGGAGAAAGAAUUUUAAUGUCUUUAUGCUUCUGGAUAUCACAGAUGUGUAAGUCGAAUCAAUUGCUGUUUAGCUCUGUAACAACCAAGGGCCUAUAUUUUAUCUGAAAGGCUGGAUUGUUGUUAUAUAACUGUAUCUGGGAUAAGCUUCCUAGUCAAAGUUCUUACUGUUUCUUAUA
Molecule: messenger RNA, 991 nt
Organism: Sesamum indicum (sesame)
Lineage: Eukaryota; Viridiplantae; Streptophyta; Magnoliopsida; Lamiales; Pedaliaceae
Product: nucleic acid binding / methyltransferase
Biological process (GO): methylation
Molecular function (GO): nucleic acid binding; protein-lysine N-methyltransferase activity
Source: RefSeq, a predicted model, not a curated record